AUGCGUGAGAUUGUCCACCUUCAGACCGGUCAGUGUGGUAACCAGGUCGGUACCAAGUUCUGGGAAGUGCUCUCGGACGAACAUGGCAUCGACCACAACGGUAACUACAUUGGCACCAGCGACGACCAGCUCGCCCGCAUCAAUGUCUACUACAAUGAGGCCAGCGGAAACAAGUAUGUGCCGCGUGCCGUGCUCGUCGACUUGGAGCCCGGUACCAUGGACUCUACCCGUUCGGGUCCUCUUGGUGGACUUUUCCGCCCAGACAACUUUGUGUUUGGUCAGUCGGGUGCCGGUAACAACUGGGCCAAGGGUCACUACACCGAGGGUGCCGAGCUUGUCGACUCGGUGCUCGAUGUCAUCCGCAAGGAGGCCGAAAACUGUGACAUGCUUCAAGGUUUCCAGAUCACCCACUCGCUCGGUGGUGGUACGGGUGCCGGUAUGGGUACGCUGCUCAUCUCCAAGAUCCGCGAGGAGUACCCGGACCGAAUGAUGGCUACCUUCUCGGUUCUGCCUUCGCCCAAGGUGUCGGACACGGUUGUGGAACCUUACAACGCUACGCUCUCGGUGCACCAGCUGGUCGAGAACUCGGACGAGACCUUCUGUAUCGACAACGAGGCGCUGUACAACAUCUGCUUCAAGACGCUCAAGCUCAACGCCCCCACGUACGGUGACCUGAACCACCUGGUGUCGCUCGUCAUGUCUGGUGUGACGACUUGCCUGCGUUUCCCCGGUCAGCUCAACUCGGACUUGCGCAAGCUGGCUGUCAACAUGGUUCCCUUCCCUCGUCUGCACUUCUUCAUGGUUGGUUUCUCACCUCUGACCGCGCGUGGCUCGCAGUCGUACCGUGCUGUGACGAUCCCCGAGAUCACGCAGCAGGCGUUUGACAGCAAGAACAUGAUGACGGCUUGCGACACUCGUCUUGGGCGCUACCUCACGUGCGCCGCGUACUUCCGUGGUAAGGUUUCCAUGAAGGACGUCGAGGAUCAGAUGCAGAGCUUCCAGCAGAAGCACUCGACGCAGUUUGUCGAGUGGAUCCCCAACAAUGUGCAGACGGCACAGUGUGACAUUCCUCCUCGUGGCCUCAAGAUGUCGGUCACGUUUAUCGGCAACUCGACUGCGAUCCAGGAUGUGUUCAAGCGUAUCGCCGAGCAAUUCUCGGCCAUGUUUAAGCGCAAGGCGUUCUUGCACUGGUACACGGGUGAGGGUAUGGACGAGAUGGAGUUCACCGAGGCCGAGUCCAACUUGCAAGACUUGAUCGCCGAGUACCAACAGUACCAGGAUGCCUCUGCUCUGGACGAGGACAUUGAGGGCGAGUACAUUGAGGAGGAGGAGCUUGUUCAGGAGUAA
Molecule: messenger RNA, 1347 nt
Organism: Mycosarcoma maydis (corn smut)
Lineage: Eukaryota; Fungi; Basidiomycota; Ustilaginomycetes; Ustilaginales
Product: putative beta-tubulin
Exons: 2
Coding region: 1-1347 (448 amino acids)
Biological process (GO): microtubule cytoskeleton organization; mitotic cell cycle
Cellular component (GO): cytoplasm; microtubule
Molecular function (GO): structural constituent of cytoskeleton; GTPase activity; GTP binding
Source: RefSeq, a predicted model, not a curated record